Messenger RNA from Ascochyta rabiei, 1515 nucleotides. RefSeq lists its product as uncharacterized. The transcript is spliced from 5 exons. Gene Ontology annotation, molecular function: carbohydrate:proton symporter activity. Gene Ontology annotation, cellular component: membrane. Gene Ontology annotation, biological process: transmembrane transport; carbohydrate transport. The record is from RefSeq and is a predicted model, not a curated record. The coding region runs from base 1 to 1515 and encodes 504 amino acids. NCBI's taxonomy places the organism in Eukaryota, Fungi, Ascomycota, Dothideomycetes, Pleosporales, Didymellaceae.
AUGGGUCUUCUUUUCAACGUCGUUUUGGCGGUUUUCGCCGCCAACGGAAGUUUCCUGUUCGGAUACGACAGUGGUGUGAUGACCAUUGUCAUACAAUCGCCCCAUUUCCUGGACGUCUUCAACACGGAUGCAGAGUCGAAUAUUAUAGGUGCUAUCAAUGCGACAUUUUCGGGAGGCGCGGUGUUUGGUUCAUUGAUGGGAGGGUUUACGAUGGACAGUCUUGGUCGUAGGAAGACGAUAAUGGUGGGCGCAAUCAUAAAUCUCGUGGGAGCAAUCCUCCAGUCGUCGGCACAGAACCUGGCUAUGAUCCUCGUUGGGCGCAUCAUGGCCGGCUGGGCUGUUGGUGUAUUGUCCAUGUCGGUUCCAAUUUACCAGUCUGAGUGUGCCCAUCCAAAAACAAGAGGCCUCAUUGUGGGUAUUUCCCAACAAAUGAUUGGAAUUGGUUUCAUUGUCUCGACCUGGGUAGGUUACGGAUCAUCAAAGGUCCCUGUCACCAGCUCCUUCUCAUGGCGCUUUCCGCUUGCUUUCCAAUGCGUUCCAUGUCUUAUGAUCAUCUUCGGUAUCAUGUUUUUCCCAGAAUCACCUCGGUACUUGGUGGAAACCGACCGGAGCGACGAAGCACUGAGAGUCCUGCACAAACUGCAUUACGACGGGAACAACGAGGAUUGGAUCAACCAAGAGUUCAACGAAAUAAAGCUCACUAUCGACGCCGAAAGGGCAAUUACAGCACCUGGCUGGGCGAUCAUGUUCAAGGUGAAGACCUGGCGCACGCGCUUGAUGCAUGCGACCCUAAUCCAAAUAUUCACACAGAUGACUGGUAUCAACGUCAUUGGCUAUUAUUCGACUAUCAUGUACAAGAAUCUGGGUAUUGAAGGCGAUCGCAACCUUCUUGUGACCAGCAUCUACAACGUUGUCGGUCCCAUUUUCAACCUGAUAUUUAUCACAUUCAUUCUCGAUCGGGUCGGAAGAAGAAAACCCCUACUGGUUGGCACGAUUGGCAUCAGUAUUGCGCUUAUCUGCGAAGCCGCUGUAGGUUCGCAAGUCGAAGGAGCAACCGGCUCGCGCAAGAACGGUCUAUCUGCGGCGGGAGUGUUCUUCUUGUUUCUGGUUUCUUGCAUCUUCAGUUGCUCUUUUGGUCCCAUUUCCUGGGUAUAUGCCUCAGAGAUCAUGCCACUCAGCAUUCGAGGACGUGGAUCAGCUUUCGCUACAGGUAUCGGCAACUGGCUUGUUGGAACGAUCUGGUCGCAGGUAUCUCCUAAAGGUCUCAAAGAGACCAAGUGGAAGUUCUACUUCAUCUUCGUGGCAUGGAACUUGGUCAUUACAUUGCCGACCGUCUUCUUCAUCUUUAAGGAAACCAAGCAGAAAUCCCUAGAGGACAUUGAUCUACUUUUCGGCGAUCGUGCACUUGGUACUCUACCUGACGACCUGGAUGAUAAGCAAAGGGAAAUCGAGCUUGAGAGAAUUCUUAACGCAAGGAAGGUGCUCGCGAAGGAUAGUGUGACAGCGGUGCACUAG